Messenger RNA from Lachnellula hyalina, 636 nucleotides. It is a transcript of the gene YSA1, whose product is annotated as ADP-ribose pyrophosphatase. Gene Ontology annotation, cellular component: nucleus; cytosol. The annotation marks the transcript as partial. The record is from RefSeq and is a predicted model, not a curated record. The transcript is spliced from 5 exons. Lineage: Eukaryota; Fungi; Ascomycota; Leotiomycetes; Helotiales; Lachnaceae. Gene Ontology annotation, biological process: nucleoside phosphate metabolic process; ribose phosphate metabolic process. Gene Ontology annotation, molecular function: ADP-ribose diphosphatase activity.
CACAACUUUCCCUCUCUCACAAUGUCAGCCAAAGACGCCAAAGUCCUCAAGACCGAACCUCUCAAAGAAGAACAAGCAAAAUGGACAAAGCUCGUCCUGACAACAUACACCGAUCCCCUCGGCACAGAACGCACAUGGGAGCAUGCCGAACGCAGGACGCGGCCCACAGGCUCUGAUAUAGACGGUGUGGGCAUUGUGGCUAUUCUUGAGAAACCUACUGGACCUGAAAUCGUCUUGCAGAAACAAUAUAGACCACCUCUCGACAAAAUCGUCAUCGAAGUCCCAGCCGGCCUCGUGGAUGCGGGGGAGAGCGCCGAGCAGGCUGCUGUGAGGGAGUUGAAGGAGGAAACAGGGUAUGUGGGGGUUGUGAGUGAGAGUAGUCCGGUGAUGUAUAAUGAUCCGGGAUUCUGCAACACGAAUCUAAAGAUGAUUCACGUCACGAUCGAUAUGAAUGACAGUAGAAACCAGGAUUUGAAGCCGGAGUUGGAGGAUAGUGAGUUUAUAGAGGUGUUUACGCUGCCGUUGAAAGAGCUUUGGGAGGCGUGUGGGAAGUGGGAGGAAGAGGGGUAUGUUAUUGAUGCGAGGGUUGGGACGUUGGCUGAGGGAAUCGAAGUUGCUAGACAGUGGAAACUGUAG